UUGUUCUCCGAACAGCGAAACCCAAACUCAACUCAUAUCGAAGGCCCACCUGAGUUCUUAUAAGUUUGUUUUACUCUUCUUCUUCUUCUUCUUCUUCUUCAUCAUCAUCAUCAUCACUAAUUACUAGUACCCAGUUCGCUGCUUUUUUGGAAGAAGAAGUAGAAGAGAAAUUUUGAGUAACAACCCACUUACCCACUAGUGUUGUGUUACCAUCAGAUAUGUCCAAGUAUUUCAGGCUCAAACCCACUGAUGCAGAGAUCAUUGCACACUUGAAGCUCAAGACUCGCGGAAUGGAAUCUGAACUUGAUCAUUACAUUGCCGAGAUCAAUGUCUGCAAGUGGGAGCCUUCCGAACUACCUUCUAAAUCAAAGGUCAAGUCGGAUAUUAAGGAGUGGUGGUUCUUGUGUCGACUGGAUUAUAAGUGCUCCAAAAGUAGUAAGCAAGUAAAAAGGAGCACCAAAACAGGGUACUGGAAGAGAACAGGCGAAGAACGCAAAACCAAAGGUUGCGUUGGAAUGAAGAGGAAUUUAGUCUUCUACAGAGGUCGUAAACGCACCGAUUGGGUCAUCCACGAAUAUUAUUAUCCUCAACCCCAUGUUAAACUUCAAGAUCAGAAGCCAACCUGUGUUAUUUGCCGCUUGAUGCACGAUCCCCAGAGGAAAGGGCGGAAUUCAGAUGCUCCAGACCUUGAGGAGGGUGAACAAAGCGGCAAUAUCACUACUGAUCUUGAGAAUUCUGUAGCACCUGCUGUAACUCUUGGGGGACAUGGUCACGGUGAAGUGAAUCAUCAACCAGUCUCGCCAAUGCUCUCACCAGAUGCCAACUUCGUUGAGCAGUCGUUGGGACUCAUGCUAGACAACGAUAUGCAAGUUCCAUGUGGAGAGAAUUUUGAAAUAAGUGGCAACACCACUUAUUUUCCUCAAAAUCCAUUAGCAGUUGGUGAUAUUAGCCCAUCGGUACAAUGGGAUGAUGGCAUAAGUCUAUCUGAUCUUAAAAACCCAUUACCAUCUUUUGCAAGUCCGGCGGAUCAUUGUCAUGACGAAGUGAAUAGCCAACAUUUUUCGCCAUUAUACUCACCAGAAUCCAACUUCAUGGAGCCGACGUUGAGUUUUCUGCUUGAUGAGGAGAUGCAAGCUCCAUCUGGAGCUGCAGACGAAUCAAACGAGUAUUUUAAGGUGUUGCCAGAUUUGUCUGCUGUUACUCCUGUAGAAAACGACUAUCUUUACAAUACCUCCAGCCUACAACCUUUGCCAAUAUGGUCGUAUCUGGAUGGUCAAUUUACCAGUGACACACACACUGAAGAAGUCAAUGAACAGGUAGAGGUACAUGUUCAUUGGCCAUUGGAUGGUUAAUCCAAUAGCUAAUGAACCACUGUAGGAGAAUAUCACUUAUAAAUUAUGUAAUAAUGAGUCACAUUAUUACAGAAAAAAGUAAAACGAUAUUCUUCUAUGGACUUUUUUUUUUUUUUCCUCCUUCUUACCCUCCAAAAUAGCAGGAAAAUUUUGUUGUUACAAACUAGUCAACCAAGGCUUACAAGGCCAUAUUUCCUUACAAUCCCCUUCAAUCCCUUAUCAUCCUCAAAAACCUACAGUCAAACAAAACAUUAGUGUUUGGACCUACACCUCGUAUGGCCAGCACUAUCAAAACCAGCUUAUCACCCUAAACAUCUUUGAGAUUUGUCUAAACAGUUGCCUGCUUUUCUGCCACUACAUUAUCUUCUCUAGUUACACUUGUGUGAAACAAGGUACUCCCUUGAAAACAAAACUGGAAUGCUGGUCCUUGCUUAAGGACCAAGGAAAUAUGUUGCCGUCCCUUUGUUGUAGCAUUGUGAGCUGGCCAUAUGACCUCUUAGAGCAUAGCAUGGCUAAGUCGGCCAGAAGAGGCACCAUCCAUAUCUAUGUUAACCUUAGAUGGGAAAAAUAAUGCCUCGAGAUGGCUUUGAUAAUCCAAGUUUAGCUACAUUUGCUUAUAGCUCUCCAAUCCUUUCCUCAUCAUUAUUUCACCCUAGUCAUUAAACACCUAGUCAACUACAUAACUACUACCAUCCAAAGUAAAUGCUUUUCAGUAAAAAAAAUUCUGUACCACUUGAAGUAUGUCUUUAGUCCAUUAUAAUACAGUAAUAGCAGUUUUCCCAAGACUUCCCGCCUGAGUAAAUAGCAGACAAGAUUGGUCAAGAUUGACCUGCAGAAGGCUCAGAAAUGCAAUUCCCAAUUGAAGAGUAAGAAUGUUCUGUGAAUAAAGGAGAGGUUGAUUCCUAAGUACAGCCUACAUGAGAAGCCAGAUGAGCGCCCCCUUGCCUUAUUGAACUCUUCAACAGUCGAAUAUACGCAAAGUGUACUUUAAGGAAAUGGAGAUUUCUCCGGAGAAACAUGGGACUGUCAGGUUCUUUUCUUCCUAGACUCACAGAUCCAGCCGCAGUUCCUCUGCGGCAAUGUGUGGAUAGUGGAAAUAAGGCCAAAGAAGCUGCAAAACACCCUGAUUUCUGUUGACUGUUCCUGAAAGGUUCAAAGCAGCAAGUUGGAGAAGCACUUGAAGUCAGCAAGGUGCGAGUCGGCAAUCAGUAGGUGGAAGAGUUUCUUCACUUUGCGGAAGAAUAAUCUUUCUUGAUCUGUAGUUCUACUGAACUAUUGGAAUAUACUCAUUCCAGGGCUUAGUUUGGUUCCUGCAAUGGUGUUUGCUGAAGCUGUACUAUAACUCAGCAAAACAAUGAUUUACUUUCGUUGGUAUCUUUUUUUUAUUAGUCUUAAGGUAAAGGGUAUUACAAUGCUUGCUCUUAUUGGGGUAUAGGAAUGCGACAUUUCAUCACCACCAUACCUGGUGUUAAAUCCUACUUCAUGUAUUUUGAUGCAGCACUACUACAUCACUUGUUUUACAUGUGUGGCAGUUUUGUUUUCACUGACAAUUGAAAGUGAGAUUUAUCAAAUCUUACAUUUUCCAAGUGAUGGGUAUUUUGUGCUACUAAUACAUGGAGUAGUGAAAAUUGAAAUGGCUUUAUAUCCUUUUUUAUAUUAGCACUCCUUAAAUUUCACUGCAACAUGCUGUUGUGGUUCAACUUCGUUAUGUAUAAUAUGUACUCAUUAUGUAUGUGUGAAUUAUUAUUUGCUUAUGCUAUCUUUGUUAUCCAUCCA
Humulus lupulus (European hop) is the source of this 3128-nucleotide messenger RNA. Its product is annotated as protein NTM1-like 9. Gene Ontology annotation, molecular function: DNA binding. NCBI's taxonomy places the organism in Eukaryota, Viridiplantae, Streptophyta, Magnoliopsida, Rosales, Cannabaceae. The transcript is spliced from 7 exons. The record is from RefSeq and is a predicted model, not a curated record. Gene Ontology annotation, biological process: regulation of DNA-templated transcription. Bases 219 to 1352 code for a protein of 377 amino acids.